AUGGGAAAACGACCGGCUCCGCUGGACCUGGACCUGGAGCCAGUCAAAGUACUGCUGCCGUUGAUGCAGUACCAGCGAUGGCAGGUGAUGAAUGCCUAUGCGGAGCGUCAUUCGGAGACAAAUGUCAUCGAAGUGAUGCAUAUCCUGUUGGCGGAUCCAAGAAUUCAGCUGGAUGCUACAAUCUAUACCAUUGGUAUUUCAGCUUGUGCAAGGGCCACGUUGCCACAGACAGCACUGGAGUUUUUUCAUUCGAUGCGGGAGAGGAAAGCUCAGCCAGAUCUCAUCGCCUGCAAUGCAAUGGUGAGCUCUUGUGAAAAGGCUGGGCGUUGGCGGCCAGCUUUGACCUUUUUGGAGUCGAUGCUCACCAAGAAACUUCAACCCAACAUCGCCACUGAGCAGUGA
Messenger RNA from Durusdinium trenchii, 402 nucleotides. Lineage: Eukaryota; Dinophyceae; Suessiales; Symbiodiniaceae. The record is from the annotation of a GenBank genome assembly.